Penicillium alfredii is the source of this 1551-nucleotide messenger RNA. Its product is annotated as putative MFS transporter. Bases 1 to 1551 code for a protein of 516 amino acids. Gene Ontology annotation, molecular function: transmembrane transporter activity. The transcript has 8 exons. Gene Ontology annotation, cellular component: membrane. Gene Ontology annotation, biological process: transmembrane transport. The record is from RefSeq and is a predicted model, not a curated record. Lineage: Eukaryota; Fungi; Ascomycota; Eurotiomycetes; Eurotiales; Aspergillaceae.
AUGUCUCCCAGGAACUCGGGCGACGUCGAAGCCACCGACCUGGACAAGUCCUACGCCGACAACAUCGAGGUCGUCGCCAAUUCCGACAAGCCCAAUCCCCGGAAAGAGGCUCCGGCCUAUGUCGCCAGCCUGACCCCGGAAGAGCGCGAGAAGGCCGAAAAGGCCCUCGUCCGCAAGAUCGAUCUCCGUCUGCUGCCCAUGCUGAUUAUCAUGUAUAUUCUCAACUACCUGGACCGCAACAACAUUGUCAGUACCUGUGCUCUCCGUGUGCCCUUGGCUGCGGCUCGUCUUGCUGGUCUGGAAGAUGAUCUGGGUCUGGUGAAGAACCAGUACCAGACCUGCGUUAGUAUCUUGUUCGUUGGUUAUCUCUUGAUGCAGAUUCCCUCCAACUUGAUCCUCAACAAGUUCGGCAAGCCUGCCAUCUACCUUCCCACGUCCAUGAUGCUCUGGGGUGUCAUCUCGACCUGUACAGCCGGCGCCCAGAACUUUGCCGGUCUCGUGGUAAUCCGGUUCUUCCUGGGUUUCGUCGAAGCCGCCUACUUUCCCGGCUGCUUGUACUUCCUGUCUGCCUGGUACACCCGCAAGGAACUGGGUUUCCGUACCGCCGCCCUCUACUCUGGCUCCCUGAUCUCGGGCGCUUUCUCUGGUCUAAUCGCCGCGGGAAUCACCGGCGGCAUGGAAGGUGUCAAGGGACUCCGCGCAUGGCGCUGGCUGUUUAUCAUUGAAGGUGCCAUCACCAUCGCCAUCGCCUUCAUGUCGAUCUUCAUCCUGCCUAACUUCCCACGGACCACCAGCUGGCUCUCUGACGAGGAAAAGGAGCUGGCGGCGUGGCGUCUUGAAGAAGAUAUCGGUGAAGACGACUGGGUUGACAGCGAGCAGCAGUCGUUUAUGUAUGGGGCCAAGCUUGCCUUUAGCGACGUGAAGACAUGGAUUCUGAUGCUCAUGAUCCUCUGCAUCGUCUCCUCCGCCUCCGUCACAAACUUCUUCCCCACCGUUGUCGAAACCCUCAACUACCCCAAGAUCCAAACCCUCUGCCUAACCGCCCCGCCCUACUGCCUCGCCGUGAUCUGCGCCUUCGCCAACGCCUGGCACUCCGACCGCACGGGCGAGCGCUACUUCCACGUCACCCUGCCGCUGUACGUCUCCGUCGCCUCGUUCAUCCUGGCCGCCGCCACCACGGGCACCGCGCCCCGCUACGUCGCCAUGAUGCUCAUGGUGCCGUCCCUGUACACGGGCUAUGUCGUGGCUCUCGGCUGGAUCUCGAAUACCCUGCCUCGUCCGGCGUCGAAGCGUGCUGCUGCGCUGGCGGCUAUUAAUUGUGUGAGCAAUGCCAGCAGUAUUUAUGCGAGUUAUAUGUAUCCCGAUAGUGAUCAGCCGCGGUUUGUUCCCGCUAUGUCUGUCAACUGCGCUACCGCCUUCGUCGCCAUUGUGUCUGCCACUAUCCUCCGCUUCAUCCUCGUCCGCCUCAACAAGAAGCUCGACCGCGGCGACGAGGUCGAGGGCGCUGUCCCUGGAGAAGCGAGCCAGCGCGGUUUCCGCUUCUUAGUCUGA